UGCUCACAGGCGCCACCACGCCUCCAGCCAUCAGCGGUGUGCUUCUUGUGUCGCCUGCCUGGUUUGGACCUCCGUCGUCACCUCGGCUCGACAUGGACCCCAACUGCUCCUGCUCCACCGGUGGCUCCUGCACGUGCGCCGGCUCCUGCACGUGCAAAGAGUGCAGAUGCACCUCCUGCAAGAAGAGCUGCUGCUCCUGCUGCCCCGCGGGCUGUGCCAAGUGUGCCCAGGGCUGCAUCUGCAAAGGGGCAUCGGACAAGUGCAGCUGCUGUGCCUGAUGCGGGGGAGCGCCUGUCCCCCAUGUAAAUAGAGCAACUUGUACAAACCUGCAGUUUUUUUACUUUUCCAUAUUAUCCUGACCUGUUUGCUACAUUCCUAUUUCUCUGAAAUAUUUGAAUGACAAUAAAUUCAUGGAGACUCUUCUGGC
This is a messenger RNA of Hyaena hyaena (striped hyena), 427 nucleotides long. RefSeq names its product metallothionein-1F. Gene Ontology annotation, molecular function: metal ion binding. The coding region runs from base 93 to 278 and encodes 61 amino acids. Lineage: Eukaryota; Metazoa; Chordata; Mammalia; Carnivora; Hyaenidae. The record is from RefSeq and is a predicted model, not a curated record. The transcript has 3 exons.